CGCGGGGAGGGCUCAGCCCCACGGAGCCGCGGGCAGCGCCGCGCCGAGCCCACCCGUGCCCGAGCCCGAACCCCCCCGUGCCAUGCCCCGGGGCGGCGGCAGCUGCUGCUCCUGGCGGCGCGGCGGGGGCGAAGGGGGCGAGCAGCCCCCUCGGCACCGGCCAUGACCCCGCGGGUGGGCAGCGCCUGAGCGGCCGCCCCGCCAUGCGGCCCCCCACGGCUCGGGACCUGCCCCCAGGCGGGCACCCGGCGGCCCUGCUGCUGCUGGCGGCGCUGGUGUGGGUGCCCGGCGGGGCUCCUGCCUGCCCCGCGCUCUGCACCUGCUACGUCUCACCGCCCACCGUCAGCUGCCAGGCCAACAACUUCUCCUCGGUGCCCGCGGGGCUCCCACCCGGUGCCCGCCGCCUCUUCCUGCAGAACAACGUCAUCGGGGCGCUGCGGGCGGGCACCUUCGGGCCCAGCACCGUCACCCUCUGGCUCUACUCCAACAACAUCUCCUCCAUCCAGCCGGGCACCUUCCGCCACCUGCCCGCCCUGGAGGAGCUCGACCUGGGUGACAACCCCCACCUCCGUGUCCUGGCCCCCGACACCUUCCACGGCCUCCACCGCCUCCAGGCCCUGCACCUGUACCGGUGUCGGCUGGCCAGCCUGCCCAGUGGCAUCUUCCGUGGCCUCCGCAGCCUCCAGUACCUCUACCUGCAGGAGAACGGGCUGCUCUACCUCCAGGACGACCUCUUUGCCGACCUGGCCAACCUGAGCCACCUCUUCCUGCACGGGAACCGGCUGCGGGCGCUGUCGGAGGGCGUCUUCCGGGGGCUGCCGAGCCUGGACCGCCUGCUGCUGCAUGCCAACCGGCUGGCAGUCAUCCACCGCCACGCCUUCGGCGGGCUGGCACGCCUCACCAUCCUCUACCUGUUCAACAACAGCCUGGUGGCCCUGCCGGGGGACCCUCUGGCCGCCCUGCCUGCGCUCCAGUUCCUGCGCCUCAACGCCAACCCCUGGGCCUGCGACUGCCGUGCGCGCCCACUCUGGGCCUGGUUCCGCCGCACGCGCGUCUCCAGCUCUGCCGUGCCCUGCGCCAGCCCCCCACACCGCCGCGGCACUGACCUGCGCCACCUGCGCCCCCACGACUUCGACGCCUGCCCCGACGACGACGAGGAGGAGGAAGAGGAGGAAGGUGGCAACGGUGGCGCCAACGGGGUGGCGGUGAUGGGCACCCCCGGGCGGGCGCUGGGCCGCCCCGGCACCCUCCCGGCCGCGCCGCCCUCCGCCUUCUACCGUGACGGGCUGCCCCCCCACGACCUGCGGGGACCCCAACCCCGGCCGCCCCCCCCGUCCCGUGACUCCCGCAGGCCCCCCGAGGACGCCAGCUGCCCCCAUGACCCCUGUGCCCCCAUGGCCGCAGCCGCUUCCCACCAGCCCCCCAUCCUCCUGCCCCUCCUGGCUGUACUCCUGCCCCGACAUUGAGCCCCCCUUGGCGCCCCAGGGGGGUCCCAGUUCCUCGGGGUGCCUGUGCCUCCCUUCUCCCCAGGGGAGGCCUAAAGAACUGUGGGGGGCAGCCGGUGCGAGGUGGGGGGGGGCCGCAGGAUACAGAAGGAGGUCCCCCCCCAUCCUGAGCGGGAAAAACCCCCAACAGGAACCAAAAGGUGGAAAAUUAUUUAUUAAAAAUGGUCUUAUUUUGGGA
Myiozetetes cayanensis is the source of this 1683-nucleotide messenger RNA. RefSeq names its product reticulon 4 receptor like 2 (gene RTN4RL2). Gene Ontology annotation, molecular function: protein binding. Bases 204 to 1466 code for a protein of 420 amino acids. The record is from RefSeq and is a predicted model, not a curated record. The transcript has 3 exons. Gene Ontology annotation, cellular component: plasma membrane. Lineage: Eukaryota; Metazoa; Chordata; Aves; Passeriformes; Tyrannidae.